AUGCCCACGAUCGAGCUGGACACCAACUUGCCGGUCAACCGCGUGCCCGCCGGACUGGAGAAGCGGCUCUGCGCGACCGCCGCCGCCAUUCUGGGCAAACCUGAGAACCGGGUGAACGUGACGGUGCGGACCGGCCUGACCAUGGCGCUGUGUGGAUCCACAGAACCCUGCGUCCAGCUGAUUGUCUCCUCCGUUGGCGUGGUGGGCACUGCGGAAGAGAAUCGGGGUCACAGUGCGGGUUUCUUCGAGUUCCUCACCAAGGAGCUGGCCCUAGGCCAGGACAGGAUAAUUAUCCGUUUUUACCCCUUGGAGCCCUGGCAGAUUGGCAAGGAUGGGACAGUUGUGACAUUUUUAUGACUGGCACAAAGGAUCCAGAGCACCUGGGACCUGGCUGUCCCUUCCAUGGAAUCGUUCUAGCAGUCAAGGCCGGGUGGAAUCCAGCUUCGGACACCCUUCAUACAGAAAUGCAAUUGACCUCACAAUCCUCUUCUCCAUAUCAUGCCAAAGAAAUGAAGAGAUUAUUCAAACAUGAGUUCUUUAUCUCCCUACUUCCCUACCUUGCAACCCUUGGCUACCCUUGGCAGGUGAUUUGUUUUAUAAGGAGGGACCUUAGGGAACAUGGAGGUAGGAAGUUUUCUGUCUUCAGGUCUGCUAUUUGAUAUAUUUACAGUGCUGAAAUGUGGGGUGAGUGGCUCAGUCUGCAGGUUCUGUUCUUUGUACCCAAGUGGAGUCAUGGGGGCAGCUAAUCUGUCCUGGAACUUCCAGUAUACUCUGCUGAUAUCCUGUGGCUCUUGUUCUCUGCUUGCGGUGGCCUGGGCUGUUCACUAUCUACAAAAGCCCUGCUUAGUAGGGAAACAGGGAUGGCCAGACUUCAGAAAGCUUCUCCAGUCAUUCUAAAAAAAGUAACAUUCUCUCUUGAGUCUUGCUGAGAAUUCUCUGAAUGUGUGCACUUUGCAAAAUCAUGUCCCAACAUGCCAACUGGAAAUUUAAUAUCUGCCACUGGAAACUGAAUCAAUGUCCCUUCCCCCCAUCAGCAUACCAUAUCAAGCUUUGCAUUUCAGAGUUUGUACAGGCAAGCUAUAGAAGCCCAAAGGAAGUCUCCAUCUCAGUAGCUUUCCAGAUGUUCCUUGUACUGGUGGGUGCUAUUUCCCUGCACAGUUAAAUAUUUGGUGAUCCUUUCAUACACUUGUGAAAUAUCAAAUUGAAACUCAUUCUGUGCAGUCUACACAGCUAGUAAGGUGAGUUUCCAAUGGAAUAUGCCUAUCCUUGCUGCAUUUGUACCUAACCACUACUGAGGCCUCUCAUUUAAAACUAGAUCUUGCAGUUCCUUCCCCUGGCUCAUUCCAAUUGUUUCUGUACAGUCUUUCUUCUGCCAAGAUGUUUUGUGAGUGUACCUUUUCCCAGAGUGGCUUAAGGAAUUUUUGUGGGUUGAAUGUGAAUGAAUGGUUACAGAGCCUGAAGAUGGAAUUGGGGUCUCUCAGCAGGAUCAUAACAUGGUCAUAACAAUCUCCUAUAUUAAGCCUAUUAAAAGCCACUGUAGUAAGAGUGAUAUCAGCUGCUGGCUUUUGUGGAUUGGUCCUGCCCCACUUUGGCCCUGCCCUUUGCCUCCUGGUAAUACUGUGCUGUCCUAUAAUGUCUUUCAUCUUUGAACCCUGACCAUGCAGUUACCUGCUGCCAUGAUAUCCCUUCCUACCUUAUAUCUAAGGACUCACUCCAAUGCAUCUUUCAAAUACAACUUUUAUGGUUGAGAGCUGGAUUAAAGGUGCAUAAUAUCCCUACAACUUUGUAACCAUUUGUUUCCGUUCUG
Messenger RNA from Sciurus carolinensis (gray squirrel), 1807 nucleotides. RefSeq names its product D-dopachrome decarboxylase-like. NCBI's taxonomy places the organism in Eukaryota, Metazoa, Chordata, Mammalia, Rodentia, Sciuridae. Bases 1 to 357 code for a protein of 118 amino acids. The record is from RefSeq and is a predicted model, not a curated record. Gene Ontology annotation, molecular function: phenylpyruvate tautomerase activity. The transcript has 3 exons.